Verticillium alfalfae VaMs.102 is the source of this 321-nucleotide messenger RNA. RefSeq lists its product as hypothetical. Bases 1 to 321 code for a protein of 106 amino acids. NCBI's taxonomy places the organism in Eukaryota, Fungi, Ascomycota, Sordariomycetes, Glomerellales, Plectosphaerellaceae. The transcript has a single exon. The record is from RefSeq and is a predicted model, not a curated record.
AUGUCCGACUCGGAAGAUCUUGCCGAGAUCCCUGAGAUCCCUGAGGACGGCGCCGACGACCUUUUCGGCGAUUCUGACAUUGGCGACAACGACAUUCUCCCAGCGAGCGACCGCGAGCUCAACUCGGACGAUGACGAGACGCCCGCGAGACGUGCCGACGCAGAGGACCACGACGAUGAUCAUUUCCACUCCACGCAGAACAACGUCGUCGAGGACGCGCAGGUGUCCCGCCAUCGUAUCCCCCAGCCCAAGAACGGACAGGUUCGUGCCAACUGCCUGUGCACUUGUUUUCUUUUAUCCAUCAUGAUGGUGGGUCGCUGA